Molecule: messenger RNA, 2325 nt
Organism: Seriola aureovittata
Lineage: Eukaryota; Metazoa; Chordata; Actinopteri; Carangiformes; Carangidae
Gene: sephs3
Product: selenophosphate synthetase 3
Exons: 8
Biological process (GO): L-selenocysteine biosynthetic process
Cellular component (GO): cytoplasm
Molecular function (GO): ATP binding; selenide, water dikinase activity
Source: RefSeq, a predicted model, not a curated record
GCAAUCUCGUUACGUAGCGCUCGCCGGACACACGCUCCAUUCAUCCUUGCGUCUUUAUUUACCGGUGUACGCGACUGGCGUCGUGUUGUUGAAGUGGUCUACAGGCAGGCAUGUCAGGCUCAACUUCCCCGCCUCCUACGGCGGAGGCUGUGCGAACCGAGGGUUGUUUUCCCCCUGGAUACAAGCCUUUCAAACCCGAGGAGCACGGCCUGGAGCGCGGGUUCCGUCUCACAGCAUUCUCGGACAUGAAGGGAUGAGGCUGCAAGGUCCCGCAGGAGGCUCUGCUCAAACUCCUGGCGGGACUGGAGCCGGACCGGGCCGACGGGACAGGGAAGGCUGGAGACCAAACAUCGGAGUUCGGCCAACAGUUGCCCGGCCCCCGACUCGGUGUGGGGAUGGACUGCUGUGUGAUUCCCCUGAGGCAUGGAGGACUCUCACUGGUCCAGACCACAGACUUCUUCUACCCUCUUGUAGAGGACCCCUACAUGAUGGGCAGGAUAGCAUGUGCUAACGUCCUCAGUGAUCUCUACGCCAUGGGCAUCACAGAGUGUGACAACAUGCUGAUGCUGCUGAGUGUCAGCCAGAAGAUGAAUGACAAGGACCGUGAGCGGGUCAUGCCGCUGAUGAUUCAAGGGUUUCGAGACGCAGCAGAGGAGGGAGGGACUUCAGUGACAGGCGGCCAGACUGUGAUCAACCCCUGGAUCAUCGUAGGAGGAGUGGCAUCAGUGGUCUGCCAGCCCAACGAGUUCAUCAUGCCGGAUGGAGCUGUACCAGGCGACGUCUUGGUUCUCACUAAACCUCUGGGGACGCAGGUGGCUGUGAACGCUCACCAGUGGCUCGAUCAGCCUGAAAGGUGGAACAAGAUCAAGCUAGUUGUCACCAAAGAGGAAGUUAAAGAGGCCUAUCAGGAAGCCAUGUUCUCCAUGGCAACACUAAACCGCACAGCGGCAGGCCUAAUGCACAAGUUCCAGGCCCACGCUGCAACCGAUGUGACAGGUUUCGGAUUGCUGGGGCACGCCAACAACCUGGCAGCACAGCAACGGAACGAGGUGGCCUUUGUCAUCCACAACCUACCAAUCAUCGCCAAGAUGACUGCCAUCAGUAAAGCCUGUGGAAACGUGUUCAACCUGGUUCAGGGCACAUCAGCAGAGACUUCUGGUGGGCUGCUGGUGUGUCUGCCCAGAGAGCAGGCGGCCAAGUUUUGCUCAGAGAUGAAGAGCCAGAGCUCCACAGCUGGAGGUCAGGGGGCGGCGGGCGGAGCGUGGAUAAUCGGAAUCGUGGAGAAAGGCGACCGCCGCGCUCGCAUCAUCGACAAGCCCCGCAUCAUUGAGGUCCCACCACGAGGAAGCCAGGCGGCAAAUCAGGACAACAUCUCCACCAGCCCUGCUCCCAGCCCCAAUUUGUCAUAGACACUGCCGCUCCUCUGACACUGGUCCAGUGUGUGUGUGUGUGUGUGUGUGUGUGUGUGUGUGUGUGUGUGUGUGUGUGUGUGUGUGUGUGUGUGUGAAUGAGUGAGAGAGAGUUAGUGUGAGUGCUGAUGUUGCUGUCCAUCUCAUCCCCCUUUUCAGUCAAAAUGCUGAGGCACACCGACCAAAAUCACUGUCAACGUUUCCAGUGGGAGAGGGAAUGGACAGCAUCCACUUUAUUUAUCCAUCUUUGAAAGGAGCUGCUGAAAAAGGCCUUUCACCAUUUGGAAUGAAAUGUAAAUUCAGGGUAGUAUGGUUUACUAACCCCCACCCCCCUUUAUUAGAUCUGCACUCCUUGCCUUUGUAAUCCAUUUAUUUUAUUGACUUUAAUUUAUCUGAAUGCAAAAAAAAAAAAAAGUUUCUUGAAAAGAUUCUUGAGAAAACAUUCCAUGUUAAUUUUGCCAAAUUCAGCAAAUAAUGAAAAUUGAGUACAAGUUAAUGUGUAUGUGUGUGUGUGGGCUUUGAGUAUUUUAUCAUUUGACUGGAGUGCUUUGCUGUGGGGAAGUGGGGCAAAGUGGAUGAUGUCUCACGUUGGUGAAUGUAUCAUGUGAAAAAGAAACUGUUCAUUGGCCCCAGCACCUGGCUCUGCCCAUGCAGCCCAGAGGAAGGCUUGAGCAGCUUCCUCUGGACCGGCCGGGUGGUGUUCAGCGUGUUCGUUUGUGUCGGCUGAUCGGCUGUCCAGCACCGAGUCCCUCCCACCCUUCCUUUUUAUGAAGCUCUGCCUAUUAAACCCCGGCCAAUGGGGCCAGGUGGAGUGGAUGUUUGCCUUUGGAUUGGGGUUGGACUGAGAUUGCUGGAGGCCUAAAGCUGUGUUUGUAGAUUUCCUUUUCACAAUCAAUAAAACCAUCAUCAACUCAGA